Messenger RNA from Zasmidium cellare ATCC 36951, 1020 nucleotides. RefSeq lists its product as uncharacterized. The transcript has 2 exons. Lineage: Eukaryota; Fungi; Ascomycota; Dothideomycetes; Mycosphaerellales; Mycosphaerellaceae. Gene Ontology annotation, cellular component: endoplasmic reticulum membrane; dehydrodolichyl diphosphate synthase complex. The record is from RefSeq and is a predicted model, not a curated record. Bases 1 to 1020 code for a protein of 339 amino acids. Gene Ontology annotation, molecular function: ditrans,polycis-polyprenyl diphosphate synthase [(2E,6E)-farnesyl diphosphate specific] activity.
AUGGUCGGGUUGCGGCAGUCGCACGCCUUUCACACCGACACCACCCGCCAAGGACAGCAAUUGACGCCGUCAGAGCGAGAAAGGUUGCUCAAGCCGUACCUCCCUCGCGAGCCCAUCCAGCCCGUACAUUCCAACAGUCCCAAAAGCAAUGGGCCUUUCCACCAUCGCCAACGAGUACGACCGGCCAUGCGCCACUUGAUCCAUUCAUUGCUCUUCAGCAUCAUUCACAUCGUCUUUUCGACCCUCAUUCGGAUUCGUCAGAUCUACCAUGCCCUGCUGGAUAGGGUGUUUGCUGUGCUUUACUACCAUCAUCGAACGCCCGAGCUUAUUCGACGGGAUGUGAAGAAUUUGAGCAGGAUACCGAAGCAUUUGAGCGUGAUAUUGGACCUACCGCCAGAGGGGGGGAAGAAAGAUGCGUUGGAGACGUUGUUGAAUGAUGCCUGCGAGCUGGCGGCUUGGAGCGCCAGCGCUGGUGUGCCCAUGCUUUCGAUAUACGAGCGAACAGGCAUCCUGAAGUCUUCCCUCCCGCACCUCCACCGACGCAUAUCCCGCGCCAUGAUUUCCUACUACGGAGCAACAUCGCCCUCGAAACCUACCAUUUCCCUACGUUCGCCCAACCUCCCUUCUUACAGCCCACCGCACACGCCAGAGCUCACCAACGGCACGCAUACCGCCGAAAGUCCACACCACCUCACAAUCCUCCUCCUCGACGCAACAGAUGGCCGCCAGACAAUCGUGGAUCUCACAAAAACCUUGGCGGAGAUGUCACAGCAUGGAAAACUUUCACCGUCGGACAUCUCGCUGGACCUUAUCGAUGCGGAAAUUAGCGAAAGUGUCAUGGGCGAGCCAGACCUGCUUAUUCUGUUUGGAGAUCAUGUGGUGCUAGAGGGAUACCCGCCAUGGCAGGUCCGUCUGAGCGAGAUUUUUCACGUUCAAGACAACGCGGCAGGUGUUGGCUACCAGACCUUCCUGAGGGCGUUGUACAAGUUUGCGAAAGCAGAGUUUCGGUUGGGAAGGUAG